This is a messenger RNA of Owenia fusiformis, 4035 nucleotides long. The record is from the annotation of a GenBank genome assembly. Lineage: Eukaryota; Metazoa; Annelida; Polychaeta; Sabellida; Oweniidae.
GUAAGUACACAUUCAAACAGAAAUACUCAUGAAGGAAUAUCGCUGACAAAAAAACUAGGAUUUAGCAGCAUUAGUGUAGUAACUAGUCCAAAAUGCCGGAUGAAUCGGUGAAAGUAGCGGUGAGAGUCCGCCCCUUCAAUCAAAGGGAAAAAGACAGAGGUUCAAAAUGUUGCAUCAAAAUGACAGGAGCCCAAACCUUAAUCACAAACCCAGAAACUCCAAUUUGCAUUUGACUACUCAUAUUGGUCACAUGAUGGCAUGGUUGAAAAUGCAGACGGUAUAUUCGAGGCCGCACCCGGCACAAACUAUUCUGGUCAGCGUGUUGUGUUUAAUGAUCUUGGACAAGGAGUCCUUAAUAAUGCUUUUGAAGGUUAUAACUGCUCAUUGUUUGCCUAUGGCCAGACUGGUGCUGGGAAAUCCUACUCAAUGGUGGGAUAUGGGGCAAAUAAAGGAAUUGUACCUAUUACUUGUGAUGAACUGUUUAAAACUAUGAACACAAAUACAGAUCCAAAUAAGAGAUAUGAGGUCACUUUAUCAAUGUUGGAGAUCUACAAUGAGCAGGUUCGGGAUCUACUGCAAAAAAGUAAUCCAAAGGGAGGUCUCCCUGUACGCCAAAACCCCAAACUUGGUCUUUUUUACGUGCAAGGUUUGAAGAAGGUUCCAGUAGGGAGUUACAAAGAGGUUGAACAACUCCAAGAACAAGGUACUUCCAACAGGACAGUCGCAGCAACACAGAUGAACGCCACAAGCAGUAGAGCCCAUACAGUCGUAACAAUCGUGUUUGAUCAGAUCAUUAAAAAUGAGAGUGGUCAGGAGACUAAAAAGAGCAGUACAAUGAAUCUUGUAGAUUUAGCAGGUUCUGAAAGAGCUGACAGCACUGGGGCAACUGGGGACCGUCUCAAAGAGGGUGCCAAUAUCAACAAAUCUUUAUCCUCCCUCGGAAAUGUCAUCUCAGCUUUGGCUGAUCUGUCCAUGGGAAAGAAAAAGGUCAUGGUGCCCUAUCGUGACUCUACCCUAACAAAACUUCUACAAAAUGCGCUUGGUGGUAACUCGAAGACUAUAAUGAUCGCAGCUCUAUCCCCUGCUGAUAUAAACUAUGAUGAGACACUGGGGACGUUGCGAUAUGCUGACAGAGCCAAGAAGAUUAAAAACAAAGCUGUUAUUAAUGAGAAUCCAAUGGACAAACUUGUCAGGGAAUUAAAAGAAGAAAAUGAGAGACUUAAGAAGGCGAUGACUGGAGGUGGAGUAGAUCUAUCUAACAUGCAGGCAGGGCUUUCACCUGAAGAAAAAGAAAAAAUGCGAAAAGAAAUGGAAGAAGAAAUUAGAGCGCAGUUACUUGCCAAUCAGGAAGAGCUUGAUCAAGAAUCAUCGUCAUGGGAAGAUAAGCUCAAAAAUGCACGUGCUGAAGUGGUUGACGAUGGUGACACAGCUCGGCGUAAAUCUGACCCGCAUUUUCUUAACCUAAAUGAGGAUCCUAUGUUAUCAGGAAAAGUUGUUUAUUUCUUGGAUGAAGGAGAGAAUACGAUUGGACGAAAAGAUGCAGAUCCAAAACCAAAGAUUAUGCUCAGUGGGUUAAGCAUCUCUAAAGAGCAUGCCAUUGUGAAGAACAGCAAAGGUGGCUGUGAAAUCAAACCUGCAGGGGCCGGUGCCAAAAUCAAAGUAAACGGACAGCCCUUGACAGGCGCAAGAGACCUAGUCCAUAAAGAUAGAGUCCUAUUUGGAUCUAGUCAUUUAUAUGUAUUUACGAACCCCAAGAAAACUGAUGAAGCCCCUAAAGAUCUUCCAGGGGAUAUUGAUUGGGAAUAUGCCCAAAAAGAGAUUGCUGAAGCAAAGGGGUUCUCUACUGGAGCUGCUGCUGGUUUAUCUAAAGAUCAACAAAUUGCACAGGAGUUAAUCCUAGAAGUCUUGCCAAUGGUUACUGAAGUAAAUGCCAUGUCUGAGGAGUUGAAUAAACACAGAACAUUUGAAGUUGUACUACUUUCUGCUGCUGCACAAGAUGGAACUGGAAGUAGUGGAGGGGCGAAAACAACAAAGGUGAUGGUAAAAAUGAAGAAUCUUCUCAAUGGCAACACUUGGUUAUGGGAUCGGGCCAAAUUUGUGAACAGACGUUUCAUGAUGCAAGACCUCUAUCAAAGCUGGCUCGAUGGUGAUGAAAGCGUCCUUAAUAUUCCAAAAGAGGAGGACCCGUUCUGGGAGCCCCCUGAGGAUGUCCUUAUCGGCACAGGUCAUGUAUUCCUUCAGUCGCUCCUGUGGGGACUCGAGUGGGAUGUGUCUGUGACGAUAAAUGACUACAAAGGUCAAGACGAGGGAUCGUUGCACAUAGUUUUGACGCCUUGUAAUCAAAAUGGAAAACCAAUAGAAGAUGAGUUUUUGGACGAAGAUGAAGAUCAGCUAAAAGGAAAACCAUAUCAUUUCAAGGUUGAAAUCAAACGAGCUGAAAUUCAUAAAGCAAGAUUUUCAAAAGGUCUGAAAGUGAAAUAUCAUGUAUAUAAAGAUGAUAAGGCCAUUGAGACGCCAGUAAUAACAGGGACACUUUCCCCAGAGUUUAAACACUCCCACAUAGUCUCAUUCCCCAAUGUCACGGAUGACAUCAUGGAAUACUUCAAAAAUGAUAACAUCACAUUCAGUGUUUAUGGGAAACAGGAGGAUGUUGGAGGUGAUGCUAAAUUGUCAAAACUUACUACGAAGGAACUCCGACAAAUGGAUCACAUUAACAAACCCGAAUCAACAAGAAAAAAUACCCAGCAGGCAUUUGGUCUCGAUCAAUCAUCUGACCAAUCACAGCUCAAGUCAGAAAUGAUGUUACUUCAUCGGAAGUUUGAACGUCUUGAAGCCAAGGAGCGUAGAAUGCAACAAAUUUGCCAGGAAUGGAACACUAAGCCAGCAUCUGAGCAAGAUUUUGAGGCAUUUUUCCGAGCUGUAUCGGCAGUUGCGAAUAGCUCUGGAACAAGGCUCAAAACUCGAGUCCAGAUAAUGAACAGGAUGCUUCAAGCUCAAAAGAAAACUGCAGCCAAUGGGAAUGCAGCAAAAGGUCCAGCGAGCGAUACUAAAGUGAAAGCGGAAGGUGGCAAGGAGAAAAAAGGGAGCAGUGCCUGUAUUGUGAUGUAAUUGGACAAUCAGAAUUGCGUUCUCCAAUAUUACCAUAUUUGGAGUUUGAGGCAUUAAAAUCAGUCAAAGAACUUAAAGAUAUGAUUUUGUGAUGUAUUUUUGGCGUCAUGAUGAAAUGUGGUGUACUAAGGAACUAUUGAUCCAUUGAUGAUGUCAAGAUGGAUUAUUCAGGGUGUCAUAAUGGAGUCAUUGUGAUGUCAUAAUGGAGUACUUACAGUGUCACAAUAGGUUGUUCAUGAUGUCAUAAUGUAGUAGUCACAUUACGUCAUGGUGGAGUACUUAUGAUGUCAUGCAGUACUAGUGAUGUCAUAAAGGAGUGAUUAUGAUGUCAUAAUUGAGUACUCAUGAUUUCAUCAUCAACAGUCAGUAUCAUGCUAAUCAAGUAACAAUGCAUUAAUCAAAUCAAUGCGAAAUAACUUAAAUCGAUGAGUUAUACUAAAGUAUAUGAAAUUUAUUUAAAUGAAGUAUGUAAAAUUUAGUCGAGUUAUGCUGGAAAUAACUAUGGCACAUGUAUUUUUACAUUUAAUGAGCAGAUCAUGAGAAAAAGUCGUCACAAGGCUGAUGUAAUUAUGCAACAGAGAUGUGGUACUGCUCCCUUAGUAAAUUAUGAUUUUGUUAGACCUACUAACAGUCUUAGGCUGAGAUAUGUGAGUUUACUGUUUAGUAAACACUUCCUCAUUUAUGUUGAAGACGAUUAAAAAUCUCUUUUUUAUUUCAUUUUGUAUGGAAUUAAACGAAAUACAUGAUAUAACAGUAUAAGCAUAAUUCAUUAAUUUAACAGAAAUAUGUGCUUAUUAUAUGUAUAAUUAUGGAUAAUUUUAAAAUGUGACUUUCACAAACUGUUAUUCUAUAUAAUCUUUCCACAAAAAUAAUAAUGUAAAACAAAGAGCUAAAUGGCUCUAGCUUAUAUAAAGGGCAUCCAGAAAG